Molecule: messenger RNA, 2591 nt
Organism: Cynoglossus semilaevis (tongue sole)
Lineage: Eukaryota; Metazoa; Chordata; Actinopteri; Pleuronectiformes; Cynoglossidae
Gene: cyp4v2a
Product: cytochrome P450, family 4, subfamily V, member 2a
Exons: 11
Coding region: 72-1610 (512 amino acids)
Molecular function (GO): heme binding; monooxygenase activity; oxidoreductase activity, acting on paired donors, with incorporation or reduction of molecular oxygen
Source: RefSeq, a predicted model, not a curated record
UUACACACACACACACACACACACACGUACAUUAACCAUUUGUGGAGUGUGUACGAAGUGUCAGACAGGAGAUGGCGGUUCUGGUCGGUACGCCCUCGGUCACUCUGAUCUGCGUCAGCGUCUUCGUCGCCGUGCUCACGUACAUCACCUACAAGCUGCUCAGCGGUUACCUGUACAAAUGGUUCACGCUGAAGAAAGUCCCAGGGAUGGAGGGUACUUAUCCCUUCGUUGGAAACGCGCUGAGUCUGAAAACCAGUUCAGGAGCUUUCUUCCGUCAAAUUGAAGAACUCUGUCAGAAGUUCUAUGGUGAACCGCUUUUCAAGAUGUGGAUUGGACCUGUGCCAUUUGUGAUUCUGUGUCACUCUGAAACCGUUGAGGUGAUUCUGAACAACUCCGUUCACAUGGACAAAGCGAUGGUCUACAAUUUCCUUCACCCUUGGCUUGGAACUGGUCUCCUUACCAGCACCGGGGAGAAAUGGCGUCAGCGGAGGAAAAUGUUGACACCCACCUUUCACUUCUCCAUCCUGACGGACUUUUUGGAGGUGAUGAAUGAGCAGACGGCCGUCCUAUUGGAGAAGCUGGACAAGAAGGCAGGGACAGGGCCGUACAACUGCUUCAGUGAUGUCACUCUCUGCGCUUUGGACAUCAUCUGUGAAACUGCCAUGGGAAAGUCAAUCAACGCCCAGAAGGACUCUCAUUCAAAAUAUGUUGAAUGUGUGUACAGAAUGAGUGACAUUGUCACCCAAAGACAGAGAAAGCCCUGGUUCUGGCCUGACACUCUCUACCAUCUUUUUGGUGAUGGUCGAAUUCAUGACGAGACCUUAAAGGUUCUUCAUGACUUCACAUUCAAGGUGAUCCGUGAAAGAGAAGAAGAAAUAUCCUCCAUGGAAUCCAGUGAAGACACAAACCAGGAGGGCAAGAAGAGACAGGCGUUGUUGGACAUGCUCCUGAAGACGAAGGACGAACAUGGAAAUAAGAUGAGCCAUAAGGACAUUCAAGAGGAAGUGGACACCUUCAUGUUCGAGGGUCAUGACACAACAGCUGCAGCCAUGAACUGGGCUCUUCAUCUGCUGGGCUCUCGCCCUGAGGAACUCCGCAAAGUUCAGGAGGAACUGCAGGAAGUGUUCGGUUCAUCGGACCGCCCCGUAAACACGGACGACCUGAAGAAACUGAAGUACCUGGAGUGUGUGAUCAAGGAGGCUCUGCGCCUCUUCCCCUCCGUGCCUUUCUUCGCACGCACCAUCUGCGAGGACUGUCAUAUCAAGGGUUUUAAGAUUCCCAAAGGCGCCAAUGCCAUCAUUGUCACAUAUGCGCUUCACCGAGACCCACGAUAUUUCCCUGAGCCUGAGGAGUUCCGGCCUGAACGGUUCUUACCGGAGAAUUCCGUAGGCAGGCCUCCCUACGCCUACAUCCCCUUCUCUGCUGGACUCCGCAACUGCAUUGGUCAGCGGUUUGCCCUGAUGGAAGAAAAAGUGGUUCUAUCCUCCAUUCUGCGGAAGUUUACCAUCCAGUCGCUGCAGACGCGAGAGGAGCUGCAACCCAUAGGAGAGCUCAUCCUCAGACCAGAGAAAGGCAUCUUGAUCAAACUGGAGAGGAGGGAGACUUCCUGAAAGCAACUCCCGCGCACAGAUGUCUAACCCCUGAGAUGAGAUGUUCUUUAAAGGUCUUCAUUUUACUCAGUUUCACCUUUCUUUUUGAAGGUGAUUUUGUUUUUUUUUUACUUUUUAUGGCUAAGCAGGGUUUUCUUCUUUUUGAAAGUGGGCACACCUUAACCCAAAACCAAACUUUUUUUACGGCUUGCGUUACUAUGAAAGUAAAAAAUAUGAUAUGUACUAGUGAGCAUAAACUGGGUUAGUUGGUCAGCUUCAUUAAAUAUUGCAGUCUGUCCUUACCAAAAAUCCAAAAACCCAGUUUUUCCGGAAAAACAGCACCCUCCUGUGUUGAACAUUAGAACUGUACACCUUUACAUUUGGGUCCAUCUCUAAAAAACAAAACAAAAACAAACAUAAACUUCAAGGUCUCCAAUUUGACAAAACCUUAAGUGGAUUAAAAAAAUAAAUUGUCGUUUUUUUAUAUAAAAAGUUUAGUUUAUUUAGUUAUCAGACAGUCUAGAAGAAAAGUUUUGAAAAGGAAGAUGCAGACCGGAAGUAUAGGUUAAACGCUCUGUGAUUGGUUUGAUGUGGGACUUUGAAAGUUAGCUGGUAAUUUGGUUUGUAGAGCAGAUAAUCUCAUUACGAAGUAAUAAUUAUAAACUUUCUGAGAAAAGGUGCCCAUACGUUGCGAAAACGCCCCCGGUGGUCAUGUUUGAUCACUGCAUAAAAUGAUCGACGGCAGAACACUUCAGAAAAAAAAGGGAAACUUCACACUUUAAUUUUGUAAUUUUAUACUUUCAUAAACAAUGUUCUCAGCACUUCAUAUAUUUUUUUAAUUUUACAUAUUCAUGUAUGUGGAUGCAUCAUCAAACUUAACACGUAGCCUUAUUAACCUGUACUCCCCUAUGGCUGUAGUAUUCUUUCACUGACAAUGCAGUUGUAUGACUAUAUGUACACAGGCACAGAAUAAACCUUCGUACUCGGUGUAAGUACACAAAA